UGAGCGCGCGGGGCGGAAUCGGACGAUGGGCUGUUUGUCUGUCGAUUACCAAGAAAAACUUCCAGGGAAUUUCAUUUUCAAAGACCUUCUGCGUUUGUCACAUAUUCCAGUCAAACAUGGAGAAGGUUGUAAUUGUAACCGGUGCUAACAGCGGGAUCGGCCUUGCAUUAUGCGACAGGCUGCUUACAGAGGACAGCCAGCUGCGGCUGUGUCUGGCUUGCAGAAACAUGCAGCGGGCAGAGGCCGCCCGCGCCACCCUCUUGACCUCUCACUCCAGUGCCCAUGUGGAUCUACUGCACCUCGAUGUGGGCUCAGUGCAGUCAGUCCUUAGUGCUGCCAAAGAAAUCAAAGCCAGGUACAAUAGAGUCGACUUUCUGUAUCUAAAUGCAGGAAUUAUGCCCAAUCCAUCAGUGGACAUAGGAGCAUUUUUCAAAGGUCUUUUCUCCAGAAAUGUCAUCAACAUGUUUGCGACUGCAGAAGGCCUCCUAACUCAGCAGGACAAUGUCAACUCAGAUGGUCUACAAGAAGUUUUUGCCACAAAUCUAUUUGGACAUUUUCUUUUGGUCAGGGAGUUGGAGCCUCUUCUAUGUCAGCCAGGUCACACAUCCAGAGUGGUGUGGACAUCUUCGAGUAACGCCCGUCGAUCAGCCUUCAGCAUCGAGGAUUUUCAGCACACAAAAGGGACGGAGCCCUACAGCUCUUCCAAAUACGCCUCAGAUCUGCUUAGUCUGGCACUCAACAGACACGAUAACAGCCGGGGCCUGUAUUCCUCUGUAACGUGUCCAGGACUUGUGAUGACUAAUUUGACUUAUGGUAUCCUUCCUUCCUUCUUUUGGACUCUCAUCAUGCCCAUCAUGUGGAUGAUCCGGAUUUUCACCAACACUUUUACACUGACCCCGAACAAUGGAGCAGAGGCACUGUUCUGGUUGUUUCUUCAAAAGCCUGAGUUUCUGGAUCCGAGAGCAAAAUAUCACAGUUUAACAUCUGGACUUGGAACAAAAUACACUGAGCCUAGGAAAAUGGACAUUGAUGAUGAAAUGUCAGAGGUCUUCUUUUCGAAACUUCUUGAGCUGGAAAAAACAGUCAGAAGGAAACUGAGUGAAAGACGUGCCGAUAAAGAAGCCUAUCAGCAGUACCUCAACAACGUAGAGUAGCAGUGAGGUGAACACAUAAACUCCAGAUGUUUAAAACAGACUGAAUUAAUAUUCAUGCAUUCCUAUAAAAUGACGGCACAGUGUUUCCUCUACCUCA
Messenger RNA from Oryzias melastigma (Indian medaka), 1251 nucleotides. RefSeq names its product 3-keto-steroid reductase/17-beta-hydroxysteroid dehydrogenase 7. The record is from RefSeq and is a predicted model, not a curated record. The transcript is spliced from 9 exons. Gene Ontology annotation, cellular component: endoplasmic reticulum membrane. Gene Ontology annotation, biological process: cholesterol biosynthetic process. Bases 117 to 1154 code for a protein of 345 amino acids. Gene Ontology annotation, molecular function: 3-beta-hydroxysteroid 3-dehydrogenase (NADP+) activity; 5-alpha-androstane-3-beta,17-beta-diol dehydrogenase (NADP+) activity; estradiol 17-beta-dehydrogenase [NAD(P)+] activity. Lineage: Eukaryota; Metazoa; Chordata; Actinopteri; Beloniformes; Adrianichthyidae.